AUGCAGGAACAGCUGAUGGAGGAUGACUUUGAUGAGAGCGAAGAGGAGAGCGGAGGAGACUCUGAUUGUGAGGCGCCACGGCCCAGCGACAAGAGCUUCGUAGCCCAGUUGCGCGACGAGUUGCAGAAGAACCCUCUCGACACAGAGCUUCAUGCUGCGCUGGUCAGCUCCCUGCGGGAGGGCGCCCAGCUAGAGCUUUUGCAGAGGUAA
Messenger RNA from Effrenium voratum, 210 nucleotides. Lineage: Eukaryota; Dinophyceae; Suessiales; Symbiodiniaceae. The record is from the annotation of a GenBank genome assembly.